This is a messenger RNA of Lodderomyces jiufengensis, 660 nucleotides long. RefSeq names its product Sft2p (gene SFT2). The transcript has a single exon. Bases 1 to 660 code for a protein of 219 amino acids. The record is from RefSeq and is a predicted model, not a curated record. NCBI's taxonomy places the organism in Eukaryota, Fungi, Ascomycota, Pichiomycetes, Serinales, Debaryomycetaceae. Gene Ontology annotation, biological process: vesicle-mediated transport. Gene Ontology annotation, cellular component: membrane.
AUGUCAGUCGAAUCAGAGAAUAUCUUUAGACAAUCAUUUCGAAAUUGGAAUGAUAGAACUACUUCAAUAAAUAAUAAUAAUAAUACUAAUACAAAUCGACCUAUAUUAUCAGAAUGGACAGAUUAUUUCAAAACUGGAGCAAAUGAUUUAUAUCAAAGAUUACCAACAUCAAUUCAAGAUUUAAAUAAUCCAAAUUCAACUCAACAACAAGAACCUUCAUGGUUUCAAUUAUCAAGAUUGGAAAGAUUAAUUGGUUUUGGUUGUUGUUUAUCUGCUUCUGUUUUGUGUUUUGUAAUAUGUUUUUUUAUGUUUCCUGUAUUAGCAUUAAGACCAAGAAAAUUUGGAUUAUUAUGGACUGGUGGUUCAGUAUUAUUUGUUAUAUCAUUUGGAGUUUUACAAGGACCAUAUAAUUAUAUACGACAUUUGUUAUCAAAAGAUAGAAUUGUUUUUACUACUGUAUUUUUUACAUCAAUUUUUUUAACUAUUUAUUCAAGUGUUGUUUUAAAAAGUAGUUUAUUAACAAUUUUUACAAGUAUAAUUGAAAUAUUUGCAAUUGCUUAUUAUACUAUAAGUUAUUUCCCAUUUGGUGCUACUACAUUGACAUUUUUUACAAGUUAUAUACUGGGUUAUAUAUUUGGAUUAAUUGGGGGUAUUUUAUAG